Molecule: messenger RNA, 480 nt
Organism: Colletotrichum spaethianum
Lineage: Eukaryota; Fungi; Ascomycota; Sordariomycetes; Glomerellales; Glomerellaceae
Exons: 1
Coding region: 1-480 (159 amino acids)
Source: RefSeq, a predicted model, not a curated record
AUGGCUGCUCAGUAUGAGACUUCCGUUGAGUUUAGAGAAGUAACGCCGCGGACCUUCUCACCCGAUCCAGCAGACACUCACCGCGGCCGCAAGAGAGACCGCAGCCUCACGAGAUGUGACCUGGAAGCCACGCACUAUGGCGGCACCGGCGAAUCCAGCACGCUUCGGGGCCGACCCCGCCGACGAUCUACUUCGCCGGUGGCACUAUCAUCGAGAACUUCUUCACGAGCCAUUCCGAGCACCUCUGUGUCUCCGAUGAGGAAGCGUCUUCUCCGCGUCGUUCUCUUCGACCGGCGACGAAGCCAGAGCCCCUCCCGAUCCCGGUCUCCCAAUCACCAGCAGGCCCCGCGCCGGCGCCGGCAUCGAACACGGAGCCGGAGCCGGACCCAUACCAAAGACAUGUAUCAGGCCACUGAUCAGCUGCCUCGGCCCCGUCAAGAGCAGCUGUACAAGCAAGCGAGCAAAUCUGCCCAAGAGUGA